AGUGUUGGCACCAAACGCUUCGCGUGCAUUUACCGCCCCCUCCAAAAUGAAAUCCUGGCUACGCGGUUGUCUUGAGCAUGGCGGAGGAGAAUCCCCCGACGUCCGCCGCCGGCGACACGCCGACAAAACUAUCAAAAUCAGAAAGAAAACUUGCGAGAAAGCAGGCAAAAGCAUGCCAUAUGUUACUGAAGCAUGAUGGAAUCCUUACAGUUACUAAUCCAACUCCCAAUCUGCUGGUUGCCAAUGGAGGUCUAGGUAAUGGGAUACAACGAGUUGAAAUUCUCAGUAUUUUCAGCAGUAUAGGCCCUGUGGAUGAUGUUGUAAUGCUGAGAGGAAAACCCUACUGCUUUGUGAAGUAUAGUAGCUCAUCUCAUGCAAUAUCUGCCAUUCAACGACUAAAUGGAUACUGUAUUAGAGAAGGCCAGGGACCAUCCAAUGUUACACUCUAUCUUUCUUAUGUCCAAAGUGUACCAGUUGAUAAGCCUCAGGCCUUGGUACCACCAAUAGGUCUUGUGAUUAUACCUGACUUCAUAGAUGAAAGAUUGGAACAUAAAUUAGUGAAUAGCAUUGAUUGGCAAAGUUCUUCAGAGAAAGUAAACCAGAGUUUGAAGCAUCGUAAGGUAAAACAUCACGGCUAUGAAUUCAAAUACACUACCAACAAUAUAGAUAGAGAUCAGCCUUUACCAGGAGGAAUGCCAAAACUAUAUGAUCAUGUGAUUAAUAGGAUCAUGGAAACCGGCCAUGUGCAGUUCAAACCGGAUCAGCUCACUAUCAACCAGUAUCAACCAGGUCAAGGUAUUCCUCCUCAUGUAGACACACACUCAGCCUUUGAAGAUGCUAUCAUAUCCCUCAGUCUGGAAUCACAGGUUGUAAUGGAGUUUAUUGAUCCUGAAGGUCAUCAAGUACCCAUAGUCCUUCCAAGGCGUAGUCUUCUUAUCAUGACAGAAGAAGCAAGAUAUAAAUGGACACAUGGGAUAAUUCCCAAGAAGACAGAUAUCAUACCAGAUCCUACAUCACCUGAAAGUCUUACGUUGCAUCCAAGAGCACAGCGGACAUCGUUUACAUUCAGAGCUGUCAGAAAAGGACCAUGUAAAUGCAAGUAUCCAGAACAAUGUGACAGUCAGAAGUCUAAAUCAGACGUGAAAGCACCACCACAGGUUUCCUACCCUAAAUCAGAGCAAGAGGCAGCAAAGCUUGAGGCUGAACAGGUUCAUGUAGUGUAUAAUAACAUUGCUCAACAUUUCAGUGGUACCCGUUACAAACCCUGGCCUAGAGUUGUAGACUUUCUGAAUCGAUUGGAACCAGGAUCUAUAGUUCUAGAUGUUGGUUGUGGUAAUGGCAAAUACCUCAGAGUGAAUAAGAAGUUACAUAUGGUGAGUACCAAGAAAUUGCUCGAUAUUUUCCCAAAAUUUCAUUUUAAGUUUUUCUUUCAAAUGGGCAGCAUUUACAAAUGUAAAAUCACUUGAAUUUUUGAAAUAAUUGUUUCAAUACAUGUAUACAUGUACUCCAUUUCAAAAUAUUUUCUUCUCUUCCCAUUGAAAACAUAAAUGUUACAGCAAUAUGUUACAUCUUAUUAUACAUUUGAUGCAAUUUUAUGCUUUUACUAAAUGCAACUGUAAAUGAAUUAUUUUAUGUAGUUUCUAUAUGUUGUUGGUUAUUGACAGUAUGACUGUGCUGAGAAACAGUGUUAUUUGAAAAUGUAAUCCUGUAUAAAGAUGUAUUAAUAGAUGAAUAAAUAAAUACA
Molecule: messenger RNA, 1744 nt
Organism: Lytechinus variegatus (green sea urchin)
Lineage: Eukaryota; Metazoa; Echinodermata; Echinoidea; Temnopleuroida; Toxopneustidae
Product: alkylated DNA repair protein alkB homolog 8-like
Exons: 10
Coding region: 78-1466 (462 amino acids)
Biological process (GO): oxidative demethylation
Molecular function (GO): RNA binding; oxidoreductase activity; demethylase activity
Source: RefSeq, a predicted model, not a curated record